AUGGGGGAUUUGGCCUCUGCAACUACUGACGGUGCCAGUUAUGGCAGCAAUGACGCUGCUGCUGCUGCUGCUGCUUCUGCCGCCGCCGCCGCUGGUGUUGGAAGCAGUAGUGGUAAUAAUAAUAGUGGUGGUGGGAGUAGCUUCACUGCAUACCACUUCGCGUCCUUUGCCGCGAUGGAGGUGACAGUGACGAUGGUGCCGCGUUUUACGAUGCCACGCGUCUCCACUGCGUUUGGGGGUCGUUAUGGCCCAUUCGCUCCUAAUUACCCGGUAGAAUUGCCACUUUGGCUCGCCCUGCACAUUCGUCAAACAGACACAUGCACGAUUGCCCCGCCGCCCUUCACGAUGAUACCGUACCUGCGCAAUGUGGUCGAGAAGGAAAAGGAGAAUGAAGCGACCUUUGAGGCGCUUCCCUUCUACUUCUUCGAGGUGGUGAAGAAGCUCUGCGAGAACAGCGCGGCCGCGGAGGAUGUGCCGCACGUGGCAGAAGUCAUUCGUCUUGUGGCGGAGGUCAAGGCGAUACGGCGGCAGAAGUUGCUGAGGAGUAUGUCCGUGUUUGAGGCGGAUGGAUCCCCUGUGUACAUCCCUGGUAUCAAACUCACCAACAUUGUUAAUAAUGAGCUGGAGUACCUGCGAAGGUCCUUUGCAAAGGUUCUCCAGCAGGCGGCAGAGAAGAAGCGUCGCAGAGAACAGGUCAUAGGUGGGGCUGUGGAAGGCACUACGCCGCUGCGGCCAAGCAGUGGGGCGCCUCCGACGAUAGCAUCCUCAUCCAUCUCGGCAACAAUGGACACACGAAUGUCAACACACAGUGGGCUCGGCAGUAGUUUUUCCGCCGGCACCGUUGAGGAUACACCAUCUGCCGUGGCAACGCUGCGGAGUGCCGAGCAACUGCCAACGCCUAGUGAAGACCUGAUAUCCACUGCCUCUUGGGCAGGGGAAACAACAGAAACGCUGACCCCUGCAACAGAGAGUGUUAUGCCACCUCCAUUGAAGAAGAGGCGGACGUUGCGGCAGACUUAA
Trypanosoma rangeli is the source of this 1020-nucleotide messenger RNA. RefSeq names its product GINS complex subunit 2. The transcript has a single exon. The coding region runs from base 1 to 1020 and encodes 339 amino acids. Gene Ontology annotation, cellular component: nucleus; GINS complex. The record is from RefSeq and is a predicted model, not a curated record. Lineage: Eukaryota; Euglenozoa; Kinetoplastea; Trypanosomatida; Trypanosomatidae. Gene Ontology annotation, biological process: double-strand break repair via break-induced replication; DNA replication.